GUGGGAGGCUGUCAAUCGAGUUGGAAUCUCCGCGAGCGGAGAAGAAUUAUUUUGUGUCUCGCCGUGAAUUGUGGCGCUUAGUUGGUGUUUUUCUCGUUGAAAGAGGUCCAAUCUGCGUGGUGUGUGAUUGUGGUCAGAGAAAGUAUCUCCGGACGGAUGAAAUUUGGUCAGGGGAGUUGUUAAGUGGCUACCGGUGCGGCUUCCAGAGUGAUUUUCCAUCAUAUCUGAGUCAGGCGACGAAGACUUCUUCCCUUUCCGGUCAGCAUUUCCAUCGAUAUUCUCGAGCCAAUCAAGGAACAUCGUUGAGAAAAUCAGAAUUCCUGGAUGGAGGUGUGCCGAAGAGAUGCUGCUGCUGUGCACGUGCGGCGAAAGUGACAAAUUCAUCAAUAUCAUUCCAAUUGGUCACAAGUUGGUGGGGCAGCAGCCUUUGCAAGUGUGAAGAAAUAUCCAUACGAAAUGCCUGAUGUCAGUCGGAUGGAUUAUUAUUGUGUGAAACUUUCUCUGUAAUCUAAAUCGUUUCUGUCGCCGCUGCGCUGCCGCAUUGACUGUGUUUCUGUGCUGUUGUCUAGGGUGGAAAAUGUGCAAAAAGUGAUUAUUUUGACUGGAAUGCGUGAAAAGUGCGAGAAAAUUUGGACGGGAAACAAUACAAAAGGUGCGAUAUGAUAACAAUAGGAGCAACAGACGACAUUUAUUCACUGAUUUCGAGCAAUUGACACACACACCUGUAUUUUUGAAAACUAAAAGAGUGAACGUGAGACGCGAAAGAGCAUGAAUUUAUAUGGCGACAGUGAAUAGAUCUAAUUGUUAAUUGAAACAAUUACUCACCUCUUGUCGCCAAGUUUAUCAAACACGCGUCAACAUCGUAUAAUAAUUUCUGCCCAUUUAUGCCUCAAUGUGGCACGGGGCACCCGAAAGCCGCAAACUGUGCUGUUUAAUGUGGAUGUCACCCCGCAAGUGAGGACGCAGGUGACGAAAUAAGCGUGAUUGCACGCAAAGUGGGUGGAAAAUACACAUAUUUUUUUCUGUUAUGAGACACACAAGUGGAAAUUUUUCGAGAAUGUUUCGUGGCAAGUUGCGUAUGAACACUUGUCGGAUCAUCCUGCUCACGUCUCUCGUGUGGCUACUGAUUGAUGUGGCGCUCAUCAUGCACUACAUGGAUUUGGGCGGCGGAUGGAACACUUCAGGUGGACGGAGAUCCGAUCAUGGUGAUUUGGAGAUGACAAGAUUGGCGGAGAAGCGAAUUGAUGAGGAUCCAAUUGUUGAUGAGGAGGAGAUUGACACGAACAAUAACAUGGACGUGGGAUUUGGAAACAUGGUGCCGAGAACAUAUCGACCGGAGGAUUUGAAGAAGUGGCGACCGGCGCCAACUGUGAUGGAAAAGUACGGCUUGCCGGGAGAAAUGGGGAAGCCAGUGAAGAUUCCUGAUGAUCAGCAGGCGCUGAUGAAGGAGAAAUUCAAGGAGAAUCAAUUCAAUCUGAUGGCCAGCGACAUGAUAUCCCUCAAUAGAUCCCUCACGGAUGUGCGACAUGAGAAAUGUCGGUCGAAGCACUAUCCAGCCAAAUUGCCCACCACUUCCAUCGUGAUUGUCUUUCACAAUGAAGCCUGGACGACGCUGUUGCGCACGGUGUGGAGUGUGAUCAACAGAUCUCCGCGGCCGCUCCUCAAGGAGAUCAUCCUGGUGGACGACGCCAGUGAGAAGGAGCACUUGGGCAGGAAGCUGGAAGAGUACGUGGCGACUCUGCCAGUGCCGACAUUCGUCUUGAGGACAGUGCAGCGCUCGGGAUUGAUCAGGGCACGUCUGCUGGGCGCCAAGCACGUCAAGGGGCAGAUCAUCACCUUCUUGGACGCUCACUGCGAGUGCACGGAAGGGUGGCUGGAGCCGCUGCUGGCGCGCAUAGUGGUGAACAGAAAGACGGUGGUUUGUCCAAUAAUUGAUGUGAUCAGUGAUGAUACGUUUGAGUAUGUCACGGCGUCGGAUCAAACGUGGGGUGGCUUCAACUGGAAGCUCAACUUCCGGUGGUAUCGAGUGCCAAAUAGAGAGAUGGAGCGUCGAAAUCACGAUAGAACAGCGCCGCUGCGGACACCCACAAUGGCCGGAGGGUUGUUUGCCAUUGACAGAGACUACUUCUAUGAGAUUGGCAGUUACGAUGAGGGAAUGGACAUUUGGGGCGGUGAAAAUCUCGAGAUGUCCUUCCGGGUGUGGAUGUGCGGUGGAAUAUUAGAAAUAGCUCCAUGCUCUCGAGUGGGCCACGUCUUCCGGAAAUCAACGCCAUACUCAUUUCCGGGUGGCACAACGCAAAUUGUUAACCACAAUAAUGCCCGUUUAGUGGAAGUGUGGCUCGACGAAUGGAGUGACUUCUAUUACAGCUAUAACCCAGGAGCGAGAAAGGCAUCGGCUGGUGAUGUGAGUGCAAGAAGAGCGCUCAGGGAGAAACUUCAUUGCAAAUCUUUCCGAUGGUAUCUCGAGAACAUCUAUCCGGAGAGUCAAAUGCCACUGGAUUACUACUAUCUGGGUGAUAUUCGCAACGUGGAGACGGAUAAUUGUCUGGACACGAUGGGCAGGAAAUCUGGCGAGAAGAUUGGCUCCAGCUAUUGUCACGGUCUUGGCGGCAAUCAAGUGUUUGCCUACACGAAGCGCCAUCAAAUCAUGUCUGAUGACAACUGCUUGGACGCCGCUCACGCCAUGGGCCCCGUGAAUCUCGUCCGCUGCCACGGGAUGCAGGGCAACCAGGAGUGGGUCUACGAUGACGAGGACUUGACGAUAAAGCACGUGAACUCGGGCAACUGCCUCACGAGACCCACGCGAGAGGAUCCUUCGACGCCACUCUUGCGUCCCUGCAACUUCUCGCGCGGCCAGCAGUGGAAGAUGACAUCGCAGUUCAAGUGGCAGGCGAAUGGCCAUGAGCACGAUCAGGAGAAUGACAUUGAGAGAACAUAAGACUCUGCACAAUGGAAGGAAACUUUCUCUAGUCUCUUUUGGACAACGGCCGGCCGGCGGCGUAUUCCGAAGGAGGGAAACAAAAUGAUAGGCGGAGAAAAUCACCCAAAAGUGAUUGUGUGAUUAUGUGACUGUAUAGUUAUUUUUUAAAACAAUAUUUUCGGCUUGAACAAUUUGCGCGCGCGCGGAAAAGGUGUGAGAAAAAAAGGGCACAAAAGGUGUUGAGAGAGAGAAAAAAAGAAAGAGAAUCAAUGCGCUGAAGGCACACACAAAGUGAUGUUUUGCAAUGGUCAUUUGCACAAAUGGCAAUGAGUGGAAGCGACAGAGUGUGUAAAUUUAUGAAAGCAUGCAUAUUUUCCAUUUUAUAGACAAGCUUCACAAUCGAUGAAUUACAACAGGAGAGGAAAAAAAAUGUGGGCACAAAAUGCUAAUGUUGUAAAAAUUAUAAUUUUAACAUCUCAUUCUUUGUAUUCUGGUUUCUGAGAAAUGGAAGAAGAAAACAUCAUUUUACAAUGUAGAAAAUGUAUGAAUGAAUUGGAGGUUAAUAGUGUUUUUAAAAUUUAUUUAGUGACAAUGUUUUGCACGAUAAAAACCAUUCUGUUGAAAUGAGAUUCUCUGUGUAAUCACUAGAAUAAUUUCCCAAGUAUAGAGAAUAACGCUAAAAUGUAAAUAAAUUCCUCUUGUAGGGUUAAGAAAAGACAAGAACAUCAUUUACGAAAGCGAUGAGAAAAUGCCAGAAUUACGUGUCUAAACUUAUAAGUAAGAAAAAAUCUUAUCAUUAGAGGCGAUAAGUGAAUUUUUCCACAUGAAUUCUCAAAUCCUUCACUUUGAGGGGUGUUUUUUUUUCUUAAUUUGGAUUUUUUUUUAAGAAGAGAAACAAAGCAUAUCGAUUUUAUAAAUGAACGCGCGAAAAAAGAAAACAUGGUGCAAUAUUUCGUGUGUGAAAAUAAACAAAAAGUGAAGAAAAGCACUGAAAACACGAAAGAAAAUAUCAUUUGAAUGUGAAAAAAAUGGGAGGGACAGAAAAGAUUUAUUUGUUUAACGUUGCAUGCGUUUUAUUUAAUCUCUGUGAACUUUGUCAUGCAAUUCUUUUAACUUGAGUAACUGUGAAAUCCAUAAAUAAUUGAAGGUUGGAAAGAAAAAAAAUUGAAAAGCAACUUUGAUUAUAAAUUACUGAGGAAUUGAGAAAAUUAAUGAAUUUCACAUCUUAUUUUAAAAGGACAUCUCUUAACACAAACUAAUCCUUGUGUUUUAUGGACUCAACAGUUAUUCAUCAUAGAGGAUUAUUUGAAAAUGGAUGUCAUGUGAAUUGUAUUAAGGAAAAAAAACCCUCACAAAACUAGAGAAUACAUAAAAUAGCGCCAAGGAAGAAA
Phlebotomus argentipes is the source of this 4311-nucleotide messenger RNA. It is a transcript of the gene Pgant5, whose product is annotated as polypeptide N-acetylgalactosaminyltransferase 5. The record is from RefSeq and is a predicted model, not a curated record. The transcript has 9 exons. NCBI's taxonomy places the organism in Eukaryota, Metazoa, Arthropoda, Insecta, Diptera, Psychodidae. Gene Ontology annotation, cellular component: Golgi apparatus. Bases 1028 to 2938 code for a protein of 636 amino acids.